GUUUCUGAUUCUCCACUCCAGUGUAAUACAUUAAUAAAUACUUGUACACCAUCAGGAUUGUGAAAUAUAAUUAGAAGCCUUCGUGUUAGUGGCACAUUCAAUCUGCUGAAACGAAUGUUACAUAAAUAUACAAAGCUGUUCGUAAACUGGUGUCUCUUGAUAAGAACCUCUCGAGAGAAGUUACUUAAAGGUCAAAGACGGCUCAAGGUUAAUGAAGGAAACACGUGUCCAUGACGUUUAUGCAGCCAUCGGCUAUAAACUUGCGAUUGGGAUCAAUCUAUCUGCGUAGUCCUCUGUAGUCUGAAACUUACAGUGUUGAUCAGUUAACAUAACAAGAAAUCGAACACUUGACUCAUGAAAACUGCCCGUAGGUUGUAGAGAACGUUCCUAUGAAUUAGUUGCGAGGUAUAUUAUUGAGAAUAUUUUUUGUGUAGUCCUCCAUUACCGUAAACUGUAGGUCCUGUAAACAGCCUAGACACUUCGACUCGUAGUGGAGUGAAGACUGUGACAACGUACAUGAGAUUAUGAAAACUUCAGUGAAGGUUUUAUUUAAAGUCAAGGUUAAAUUUCAGUAUCAACAGGGUCUCAUAUUACAGAUGACACGCUGCGAGAGGGAACAAUACGUGUUUAUAAAUUUUGUAACAUUUAUAGAAUAUAACAAUAGGAGAGAAUGUAUUGAACGGAACCAUGAAAAUUAUGUACAUUUAAAAAUGACUCAAUUUCACUGGUGGACCGACUAUUUCCCUAUUGUGAAACACAGUUCUACAGAAACUGUAACUAAGAAGCAGGUUAGUAAUAGCACGAUUUAGUUAAUAAAGUAUGAGGUAACGUGAAGGAUUUGGCAGGCUGUGGAACGAAAGAACAAUGACAGCGUGUUUUGUGUGGCAGAAGUUGAAUAGCCUGUGACGAUUAACUGACUGUCAGUUGUCAGGCUUGAUCGGGUAAGUACUAGGUUACUUCAUCACGCAGAGCUUAGUUGCAAAGUCAUUGACGUGAAUUCGUUCUCAGGUGAUUGAAUUAGACGGUGUGCUAGGUUCUUCCUCAUCGGAGGCAUUAAUUUGUAGUUGUGUGGAUUUAAUCAGUCCAGAAUGGCAAACGCUGAAAUUGAUGCGAAGAAAAUCAAGCACCUUUAUCGUUCGCUUGAUUCGACUCUAUCUGUUCUGCGAAAGGAGGAGUUUGCUACUCUCCAAGAAGUGAAAGAUUUGUUGUCAACGUUCGAUACCUGUUAUCAGAGAAGCAAAAAGACAGAUUCGUAUCAAAACAAGACAUUUAUCGUACUCGAAGGUCUGGAUGGAUCAGGUAAAACAACGAUAGCGAAGAAACUUGCGACAGCCCUUAACGGAGUAAGGUGUAAAACACCACCAACAGUAUUGCAGACACUGAGGGCCAAAUUUGAUACACAUCCACCCAUUCUCCGAAGAGCGUAUUAUUCCCUUGGAAACUAUGUAGCAGCAAAAGAGAUUGAAGAGACACUAAAAUACAGUUCAGUGAUUCUAGACAGGUUCUAUCAUAGUACAGCAGUUUUUACAAUUGCAACAGACAUGUACGAAGCUGGAUUAGGUAAGGAUGGGCUACCUCCACAUGGAGAUCCAGUAUAUCAGUGGCCACAAGAUCUCAAACCCAUCCCUGAUGUGAUUUUCUAUUUGGAUGUGAAGGAACAUGUACGAUCACAAAGACUUUCUAAGAGGAUACAAAUUACAGCUGAGGAAGAGCAAAUGGCAUCAAGUACAGAGUUCAGAGCUUUGUUGAAGGAGACAUAUUUAAGAAUGGCAGAACCUGCUGUGACCGUUAUUAAUUCUAAUCAACCUGUAAAACUGGUUGUAAGUGACAUUCUAGAUUUCAUGAGGGCCAAAAUGAUGAUAUAGCACAUAUUUCUGAUGACAUUUAUUUGAAUAUCCAGUAUAAAACAGAGGUAAAAUUCGGUCAUGAAAGGAGCAGAAUAAGAUAUCCAACAGUACUCUAGUUUUUUAAAUAUGGCUGAGUUUCACAAGUUAAUACAGCGUGACAAAGGUAGUUAAAAAGGGAAGAAAAAUUUAGAAAUAUUGGAUGAAGAGGGAUACUUAGUGUGCUCAUGAGAAUAAAUUACUUUCAGACUUCUGAAGUGUAAACCCAGUACACAGAAAAACAUAAUAAUUUGUGUGUAGUAUUCAUUGAAUUGUUACUUUUACCCUUAAAUUAUUUAUUAAUUCUGAAUUGUAAUUAACUUGAUACCUGUUAUCCAGUUGUUAAAAAAAGAACAAUUGUGGAAAACAUUCGAACAUAACACACUCAGAAGCACAUUAUUUUCUUCCUUUCUCUGCUCAAUUGUGUCAUUCAACAUGUAGUAUUUGCUUUCAGGUGGGUCAGAUAUUCAUUUCAGCUAUAAAAAUGUUUUAUGAAAGAUGAUACAUGUCCACUGAUUACACAUAGAAAGUGUGUAAUGCUGUAAAUAAGACAUUUAUAAUUUUUAACUCGCAAUAAAUGUAUUAAAAGCUG
Messenger RNA from Schistocerca cancellata (South American locust), 2475 nucleotides. RefSeq names its product UMP-CMP kinase 2, mitochondrial-like. Gene Ontology annotation, biological process: dUDP biosynthetic process; dTTP biosynthetic process; dTDP biosynthetic process. Gene Ontology annotation, molecular function: ATP binding; dTMP kinase activity. NCBI's taxonomy places the organism in Eukaryota, Metazoa, Arthropoda, Insecta, Orthoptera, Acrididae. Gene Ontology annotation, cellular component: cytoplasm; mitochondrion. The record is from RefSeq and is a predicted model, not a curated record. The transcript has 5 exons. Bases 1089 to 1865 code for a protein of 258 amino acids.